UCCCCUUUGUCCUCCUGCAGUUGAGCCUGAGCGGGAGUCCAGGCAGAGCGGCAGGGACACUGCGCCCAGGCUGUCAGGGGUGCAGGGCGGCAGGACAAACAGGAGUGGUCAGUGCACGAGCAGCAGCUGCAGAGAGCCUGGGAGAGGUCAUGGCCAGGACGCUGGAGGGCCCAGUGCCGGAGGAGCCGGAGCUGGAUUGGGGCUCCGAGGCGCCGUGCGCGGGGUCCUGCCACGCACAGCGCAUCCUGCACACCCUGAAUGCGUAUCGGCGGAGCGGCACCCUCACCGACGUGGUGCUACGUGCCGGCGGCCGCGACUUCCCAUGCCACCGCGCAGCGCUUAGCGCGGGCAGCACCUACUUCCGCAGCCUGUUCGCGGCUGGGCAGCCAGAGCGUGGCCUGGCUAUGGUGCCCGUGGUACCCGAGGCGCCGGGCCCCGCCGGAACAGCGGUGGCGACGGCGCUGGCCGUGGUGCUCGACUACCUGUACGGAGCGGGCGUGCGGCUGCGCGCGGAGGACGAAGCGGCUGCGGUGCUGGCCCUGGCCGAGCGACUGGGCGUGGCAGGCCUGCGCGAGGCCUGCGCGCGCUUCCUCGAAGGUCGCCUGCGCGCCGCUAACAGCCUGGCGCUGCGUCGCGUGGCCGCUGCCUUCUCCCUCGCCUCUCUGGCCGAGCGUUGCGGCCGCGUGCUGCGCCAGGCCUUCGCCGAGGUGGCGCGCCACGCCGACUUCUUGGAGCUGACGCCCGACGAGGUGGCAGCGCUUCUGGCCGACCCAGCGCUGGGCGUGGCGCACGAGGAGGCCGUGUUCGAAGCGGCCAUGCGCUGGGUGCGUCACGACCCGCCAGCCCGCCGCGGACAGCUAAGGCGCCUGCUGGAGCACGUGCGCCUGCCCUUGCUGGCGCCCGCCUAUUUCCUGGAGAAGGUAGAGGCUGACGAGUUGUUGCAGGCCUGCGGUGAGUGCCGCCCGCUGCUGCUAGAGGCCCGUGCCUGCUUCAUCCUGGGCCGCGAGACCGGCACACUGCGGGCCCGGCCGCGCAGAUUCAUGGACCUAGCUGAAGUGAUCGUGGUCAUCGGCGGUUGCGAUCGCAAGGGGCUCCUUAAGCUGCCGUUCGCCGACGCCUACCAUCCCGACAGCCGGCGCUGGACCCCACUGCCCAGCGUGCCCGGCUUCGCGCGCUCAGAGUUCGCGACCUGCACUCUCCGCAAUGACAUCUAUGUCUCUGGAGGCCACAUCAACAGCCGUGAUGUGUGGAUGUUUAGCUCCCAUCUGCACACUUGGAUCAAGGUGGCCUCGCUGCACAAGGGCAGGUGGAGGCACAAGAUGGCGGUCGUGCAGGGGCAGCUGUUCGUGGUGGGCGGCUUCGACGGCCUGCGGCGCCUGUGCAGCGUAGAGCGCUAUGACCCCUUCUCCAACACCUGGGCUGCUGCGGCCCCGCUCCUAGAGGCAGUGAGCUCAGCUGCUGUGGCACCCUGCGCCGGCCGGCUCUACGUGAUGGGGGGCGCCGGGCGGGACGGCGUCAACACCAACAAGGUGCAGUGCUUUGACCCCAAGGAGGACCAGUGGAGCCUGCGGUCACCAGCGCCCUUCUCGCAGCGGUGUCUCGAGGCUGUCGCCCUGGAGGAUACCAUCUAUGUGGUUGGGGGCCUCAUGAGCAAAAUCUUCACCUACAACCCUGGGAUGGAUGUCUGGGGGGAGGCAGCUGUCCUCCCCAGCCCUGUGGAGAGCUGUGGCGUGACUGUGUGUGAUGGGAAAGUCCACAUCCUUGGCGGGCGGGAUGAUCAUGGGGAAAGCACGGACAGGAUCUUCACCUUUGACCCCAGCAGUGGGCAGGUGGAGGCCCAGCCAUCCCUGCAGCGCUGCACCAGCUCCCAUGGCUGCGUCACCAUCGUCCAGAGCCUGGGCAGGUGACUCAUACUUGAACCAGGAGGUGGGGAGGGGAGGGAGAACUCAGGUUCACCACUGCUCCCCUCAUGGCACCUCGGUGUAAACAGCCUCUUAGCUUACUGCCCCUUUUCUUGUAGAAAUAAAACCUCCUUCAAAGGUUGGGUCUGUGUUCCAGCUCAAGCCUCCUUUGCCUGGAGAAGUAAUG
This is a messenger RNA of Delphinapterus leucas (beluga whale), 2088 nucleotides long. NCBI's taxonomy places the organism in Eukaryota, Metazoa, Chordata, Mammalia, Artiodactyla, Monodontidae. The record is from RefSeq and is a predicted model, not a curated record.